Molecule: messenger RNA, 3446 nt
Organism: Pseudophryne corroboree (corroboree frog)
Lineage: Eukaryota; Metazoa; Chordata; Amphibia; Anura; Myobatrachidae
Gene: FAM174A
Product: family with sequence similarity 174 member A
Exons: 3
Coding region: 228-680 (150 amino acids)
Source: RefSeq, a predicted model, not a curated record
UGUUGUACUGAGUGUACACGCGCCCGUGUCAUGUGACCACGUACACAGGCGGCGCGUCGCCUAGCAACCACGCAGCGUGCAGUACGGGACCGGGAAGUGGCUCACACACAGUAGUAGUAUAGGCUGAUACCCGGGUCCCAGGUCUCUCCGUGUGCCAGCCUCACGUAGAUUUUGCCACUGUCCCCUCUCCUCCGUGUGGGGGAGGAGGCGGCGGUGCGGCCGGGAAGAUGCGUGGUGGCAGUGCUCCAUGGCCGACGCUCCGUUGGGUGACCACGCUCCUGUGUGCGCUGUGCGCCUUCACCUGUCUCCCCAGUGCGCAGCCCUUCACGGGCCACACCUCCGCCGCCACAGCGCCCCCCAUUGGUAUCAGCGGACCGCAGCCCCCAGUCGGAGUCAGCAGGAACGGCUCCGGUGUCCCCAACGGAGACUUGUCCUCCACAGCAGCAGCACCCCUCAUACCCAAACCGCAGACGCAGCGUGCCCUGAUCGUCCUGGUGCUGGUCAGCGCAUUGGUCAUCAUCUACUUUGUGAUCAGGACCAUCAGAACAAGACGAAAAAAUAAGAAGACCAGAAAAUAUGGCGUACUGGACACAAAUAUUGGAAAUAUGGAGCUAACUCCCUUGGACCAGGAGGAUAUAGAUGAUGAUACUUUGUUUGAUGCCAAUCAUCCUCGCCGAUAAUCCGGUGCCUUUUAUUGUAAGCUGUUUUAAAACAAAGAAACAAGUCUGCUUGACAAAGAACACUACACUGCUUAUUUUGUACAUACUUUGUAGCAUUGUCUUGAAAAUGUAAUUCACCAUUUGUUCAUUAAAAGUUUUGUUUAAGAGCAGUAUUCUAUUCUGUUGGCUUCUUUACUGUGAUGUUUUAUUUGUUUUUUCUUUUUUCUCCUGCCUAAUGUAAACUUUUGUAUGGAUAUAAAUUGUUAUACUUUUGCGAUAUCCCUUGUCAAAAAAAUUGUAUUCAUUUGCAAAUUACAUUGAAUUAAUAUUUUAUUGUAAAUAGGAACAAUAAAAUGCUAAAGUGAUCUGUAGUGGGGUUUUUUUAUAUCCACCAUCCCAUGAGGUUUACUUGUGAUGUUAUUGGUGUUACCACGUGGUGAGUUUUAUGGUCCACAAUAUUUACUCUGGGCCUUAUAAUAUUUUAUUUAUCAUCAGUUAAUUAUAUAGUGCACACAUAUUCCACAGUGCUGUACAGAGAAUAUCUGGCCAUUCACAACGGUAUCUGAUCUAUAGAUCUACAUUAAAAUGGUCUACAGUCAAUAGGACUACCACUAAUGGUAGACAUGCAUUAGGUCAAAAGGGUCAAAUGGUCGACAUGUAAAAGGUAGACAGUUCGACAGGGUCAAAAGGUCGACAUGGCAAUGGUCGACACACAUAUGAUAGUCUCACACUUUUUUUUUUUUUUACAUUUUAUUCAACUUUUUCAUUUUACCAUCCACGUGGACUGUGACUGGGAAUAGUAGCCUGAAGCAUGGCGAGUGAAGCAAGCCAUGUGAGGGCACGCAGGACACUAAUAGGGGUGGUUUGUGGCAGAAAAAUGACAAAACGCCCCAAAAAAAUGGUGUCUACCUUUUUUUGGGCCGACCAUUUCCAUGUUGACCUUUUGACCCUGUCGACCUAAUGCAUGUCUACCAUUAGUGGUAGACCUGUUGACUGUAGACCUUUUUAGUGUAGAUCUAAUAAUCCACACACAUUCACAACAGUCCCUGCCCCUGUGUAGCUUACAAUCCAUAUUCCCUACAACAUGCAUACACCCCUUCACAGUAGGUUUUUGUCAGCAGCCAAUUAAUGUACCAGUAUAUUUUUGGAGUGUGGGAGAAAACCGGAGUACCCAGUGGAAGCCCAGAAAAGCAUGGGGAGAACUCCACACAGUUGGGGCUGUACUCAGUGCUGUGAGGCGGUAAAGCUAACAUUACACCAUCUGUGCUGCCCUAUGUGGUUUCUCCUGUAUUAAACAUCUUCACGCCUUUAGGUGUCCCAGUGUUCUACCAAGGGUCAGAUUAAAAGAUCUAGAGUAAACUGAAAAGCUUUCCACUGCAUAAUAUACAAUAAAGAUGUUCUUAAAACAGAAUUCAUAAUUUAAUAUACUACUUUCCUCCCAGCUAGAAGCACCAUGUGAUCUGGUUGUAGGAUACAGAUCAUUUAUAAAAUACAAUUAGGAUCUGUCAGUCCGACAUUUAUUCUGUUGGAUUCCAAUAUAAUGGAAUGUUACAAUUUUAGGUUUGCAGUUAAGUGCAGUGAGAGUUACAGAUUUUCUAACAUUACGUCUUUUGCGUGUGCACAAAAAUGUAUCAAUUCAACUAUGGUUCUCUGGCUGUAAUUUCCAUUUUACAAUGUAUAUUUAAUAAUAAUUUAGCACAUAUAGUUAAGAUGUGUGACCAUAGUUUUCAACACAGAAAUUAGCUACAGCCUUAUAGCACUCGAAAAAAAUUCAGAGUAGGCCAAAUGUGUGGCCAUAUCUAAGCGGCCGUCCACCCCUAUCCCCCUGCUGGUGGAAGUAACCAACAUCAUCAGCACGCAUGUACACCAGCCUAAUAAUUGGUGCAAGAGAUCUGAGAUCUGUCUGCAUACACUCACCUGUAAAUAGUCCGCAAGUUCAUCUACACACCUAAUACUUGCUUAUCCUUGUCGGCAAUCUCUAAGAUGCCGACAAGUAACAACCACUUGGCUGCAAGUGGAGAUAUGACUUACGGUGCAUACAAAUCAAAAUCCCAAGGUCCAUCCGCAAACGUAAUUGUGUGCAACACCAAAACGUGUGGUAUGGCUGCAUUUAAGAAACCUGCAUAUUUACCAGCUGAAAUUGGUCACCAGCUGUAAAAGAGGCCCUGAUUGUCUUUAACCGUAUUGUGGUUAAAUACUGCAUUUGUCCUUAUCUGAGCCAUCUCAUGUCUUCAUACUGUAUAUUGCACAAUCAUUUUCAUGCCAGAUAUUACCUCUCCUUGUAGGACAGGAAAUGUUAUUAUGUGUUACCCAGAAAUCAGUAUACCAAAUCCUUUUAUGUAGAGAGAUUUAUAAUUUUUUUUUAUCAAGAUCACCAGAUUGCUUUCUUAAAAGAACAUAGAAAGCAGAUUUGCAAAACUCCAAUUUAGAGUUAAUCCACGUUCUAAACCACAGGAAAGUUUUGUAGAUAAUAUAUAGUAGUACACUAGUAUUUUAGAAGCCUGCCACUGCCUAGUUUGCUCUUUGUUUUCAUAUAAUCAUUAGCCCCCGGAGGUGAUGUUUGUGACUGUGAACCUGUAAAUAACACAAGAUAAAUUGCUCACUUUCUCUCAUUCCAGUUCUUUAAUGCAAUAAUGAAAGAACAGCUUGCAUGUUCUGUAAAGAAGAGGAGACUGAUUUGAUUAGUUUUGGACUGAAAAUAUCAUAAAUUUGUAUUACUGUCAAAGUUAAUUUACAUUUCAGUUUCUGCUCUUUCAUGGAAAAUAAAAUGUUUAUUCCCAGUGAUAA